Messenger RNA from Tetranychus urticae (two-spotted spider mite), 1493 nucleotides. RefSeq names its product solute carrier family 60 member 2. Gene Ontology annotation, molecular function: D-glucose transmembrane transporter activity. The record is from RefSeq and is a predicted model, not a curated record. Gene Ontology annotation, biological process: transmembrane transport. Lineage: Eukaryota; Metazoa; Arthropoda; Arachnida; Trombidiformes; Tetranychidae.
UUGAUUAAAAUUAAUAACAUUGUUCAGAUUUCAAUGUGUUAACGGAUUAACAAGUAUAGACAGUGAUCAGUGAUUUACUUGAAACUCGAACCAUGAACAUCUCAAAGUAUUUAGCAGCUAAUCGUGUAAAAUUAUUGAAGACAUUAUUCUGUUACCUUUCAUAUACAUGUUACGGUGCUGGAACCACUUUAAUGGGUUCAUCCUUGUUUGAUUUACAAAUAAGGAUGAAUGUCUCAUUCGCACAAGCAUCUCGUCUGGUGCCAAGUCGUUCAUUUGGUAUUUUGAUCGGAUCGCUAGUUUCGGGAUUUAUUGGUAUUUUCGUAGAACCUGAAAUGGUCUUAUUUCUUAGCAACUUGAUGGCUGGUAUAUUGACUGUCGCAGCUCCUUGGUUCAAACAGUACAAUGUCGUUUAUGCCUGCCUUUUCUUGUGCGGAAUAGCACAAGGAAUCAUGGAAAUAUUUAUCAAUGCAUUUGUCCUCUCAACUUGGAACGAUGAGGCAACUAAUUACGUCCAGAUAUUGCAUGGAGUUUAUGGUGUAGGGUCAUUGGUGGCUCCUCUGAUGCUUAAACCCUUUUUAUUGCCGCAAGUGUCUGAUAUUAAUGUAAAUAAUACAAUUGAAAGUGAUGGUCCAACUAUUGUUGCUUACACUCCAGACGAUGUUAAAGUUCAAUAUCCAUAUCUGGUUCUCGGGUUAACUGUGACUCUUACUUCACUUGGAUUUUUAUAUUUCUAUUUCAAGAGCAAGAAAAAUUCAACUAGCAAGAGUAAUGAAACCAUAAACACUGAUAAUCAUCCUACAUGGAAGAAAAUUUUAGUUGUUAUAAUUGGCGCUUUUAUUGCUCAUACAACAUUUUCAGUUAACGCUAUGACCGGAUCAUUGGCACCGGCUUUUGUUGUCAAAUCGGACCUGCAAAUGACCAAAAAGGAUGGUGCAGAUUUGGUAUCAGCAUAUUGGACUGUCUUCACAUCUUAUCGUUUACUUUUCAUCAUUGCAACUAAUUUUAUUGAAAAGAAAGCCAUAAUCAUCUUUAAUUGUCUGCUAACUUUGACAAGCACUGUUUUAAUGUUUCUUUAUGCUGCUCAUAGUCGGACCUUCGCUUGGAUCUCAUUCAUCAUGCUUGCCGUUGGAUUUUCACCAACAUUUGCAGCUUCUCUCGGUUUCAUACAAGAGUACAUAUUUAUAACGCGAAACUAUGCGUCUUUUAUCUUUCUCAUUGGUGCCAUUGGUGACACGGCUCAUCCCUGGAUAAUAACUGGAUUCAUGGAUAAGACACCUGAACUAUUUGCUACCUACGUCGCCUCUUUGGCUGCCAUGCAGGCCAUAAGUGUAUUUAUUUUACCGUUUGUUUGUGCAAAGCUUUUCAAAACCAAGACCAAAGAGACUCUCAAUAGAACGUCAUCUCUAAGAAUCAGUCAAAGAUAAUUGAUGUUGCUUUAAAUUAAAUUUGUUAUUGUAAUUAAUAAACAUUCCUUGUGUUAUUUAACCAGAAAA